UUUUUUGCACUCACUGCCCCGUCGCAAUGUGUCCCAUUCAUAGCGUCCCGUCACAAAUAACUGUGGCACACCUCCGAUAUAAUUCACCACGACCUCGGCGCUUUCCAGAGGUGCAACACCGCGAGGGCGCCCCCACGCGAAUUAGGCCGCGCAGCUCCUCUGGCUACUGGCGCCGCGAUCGAGCCUACAGUUCGGCCACGGGGCUCCGCUGUGGGCUGCCGUUUGACUAAACGGCAGGCCCAGCAGGGCCUGGAGGCAUGCGCGCUCAUGCGGGAGGUGGCCGUGGCAGAGUGGCAGAGUGGCAGAGUGAUGGGUCCAUGUGCGAUGGGGGCCUCGCGCACCCCGGAGGCACAGGCGGCCGUGCUGUGGCACUGCCGCCACGCCGUCAGGCACAGGGGCGCGAUGCAGGCAGCGGGGGGAUGCAAAGAGAGGCGAGGCCGCGGCCCCUGCAACGGGCGCCACGGCCGUCGCUACAAUCUGAGGGGCAACCCGAUCCCUCUACCCCCAAAGCGUUGCCCCUGGCCGCCAGGAAGGAACGGAUGCCUGAGACGAGACCAGGACCAGGAGGAGGAGGAGGAGAAAGAGGAGCAGGAGGAGGAGGGGGAGGCUCGCCGCUGAUCUGUGGCAGUGGCCUCUGCUCCUCAUCCGGCACGAGGAGACGGAACGGCAUGGGGCGUAAACAUAAACUCGCGGGGCUCAGCACGGAUCCUCCCGUAUCGGCGCUGGACCCCCCUUCCCUGGACCGCGGAGCGCGCCGGGGGCGGCGCCGGGCGCGCCGCCAUGGAGAUCUGGCGCCGAUCCAAGAGAUCCGCGCGCGGACAGCCGAAAGUUUAC
Prorocentrum cordatum is the source of this 834-nucleotide messenger RNA. The record is from the annotation of a GenBank genome assembly. Lineage: Eukaryota; Dinophyceae; Prorocentrales; Prorocentraceae.